Brassicogethes aeneus is the source of this 831-nucleotide messenger RNA. Lineage: Eukaryota; Metazoa; Arthropoda; Insecta; Coleoptera; Nitidulidae. The record is from the annotation of a GenBank genome assembly.
AUGGAGAAUAAAGAGGGACGAACAUUAGAACUGCAUUCACCUGACGCUGUACACAGUUGCGUUCUCAGAGCCAUCGACCCAGGAGAAGCCAUUGCCUGGUUUAAUACUCUGCAUUCAGCCUUAGCCGUCCUCAAUACUGCCGCUCUUCAUGAAGCAUCCAGAGCGAUCCCGGAUCUGCGGCACAUAGGCUGGUUGCUCAGAAGGCCCAGGAUGGAGAAUAACAUGUCAAGCUCAGAAAGUUCCGAAGACAUGGAUAGGUGGCAUUCUGUUUUUGCUGCGGUGACUGAUAGUGAACUCCGGUUCUACGAAAGCGCGCCUUGGUCUGGCGAUGCGUGGAGAGCGCCAGCUGAAGGAUAUUCGCUAAUUGCGACGAGAUUGGUUGGUUCCGGAAAGCGGGCUGAAUUGCCAGAGUUUAGCAUAAGAUGCGCGACUGUGGACGGAGUGGUAACGCACAGUUUGCGUGCCGAAACUCACAGGGAUCUUGCAGGAUGGGCCAAGGCUCUUGUUAACGGAAGCCAUGCUAGUGCAGUUACACAGCGGGAGUUGGUUUGCAGGUGUUUAUGGAAAGGGCGACCAGCACAAUUGGUUAUUCACUACGAAAAUGGUUUUACUUUAUUGGAAGGUGGUACUGGAUCUACAACGUUAUGGAGGUACUCCUUUGAUAGACUAAGAAGUUCUUCUGAUGAUGGAAAGAGACUUCUUUGGUUGGACUUUGGAUCAGGAGAAGAUGAAGACGUCGAGCUUGAUAUGGAAGGAUGUCCGAAACCGAUUGUAUUCAUUUUACACAACUUUUUGUCUGCCAAAAUUCAUCGACUGGGCAUCAACGCCUAA